Molecule: messenger RNA, 7100 nt
Organism: Gaeumannomyces tritici R3-111a-1
Lineage: Eukaryota; Fungi; Ascomycota; Sordariomycetes; Magnaporthales; Magnaporthaceae
Exons: 1
Coding region: 840-6983 (2047 amino acids)
Molecular function (GO): protein binding
Source: RefSeq, a predicted model, not a curated record
AAGCGGGAGCACUAGUCCAUGUGAGAGUCGGCUUUCUCCUGAUCGCGUUCUUUUCGUUUUGAGCCUUGGUUGCUGCCUGUGCUGCUGUGAUGCGCGCAUUCCAAAAACUCGGUACUGGGAAUCCAGCAAGGCCCAGCUGGCCGUCCCGUGACGACGGAUCCAUAGCUCUGUCCUACGAGAAGUCCAAUCGAAACGUUAGAGGCCGAACGCUCGACGCCACCAACCCUCGCGCUUGUCCGCAAAUGGCCUUUCUGGCGGGCAGCCCAAGUGGGCAGCCCGCUUCAGCCGCACGCCGCGCUGUCGAGCGCCAGGCGCUCUUGCUCCCUCGCAGUCCCUCUGCGUGGUCCCAACCGCAUGGGCGCUAAUCCUGCGCUCCUCUAUCGUCCUGCUGCAUUGCUGCUGUCGUUGACAGUGGCAUUUCUCGCUGCCUGUUCGCUGCCUACUGCCUGCCGAGGGGCUUGGGGCAGACUGAUAUCGCUCGACGACGCCAGGGCUUGCUUGUUCUAGCGAGCUGCUGCUGCAAAUCACGCUGCCCGUAUCCCACCCUCCCUGCUCGCCGCACCCCGCCGUCGCCGUCAAAUCGGGUCUGUCGGGCGCGAAACAGCCAGUCGAGCCGACGGGCGGAUAAUAUGCAAGCCCCUUUGCGUGGGUGAAGGCUCAGGUCACAUAUCAUACCCCUGACACCCUCUGGGGCUGCGAACAACGAACCGCGAUCCAGGCGACGCCGGCCGCCGAGUUCGGCAUUGCCACAAUCUGCGCUCGCAAAGCAUAGUCAACUAUCCCCGAGAUAUAAUCAACGGCCAGUCCACAACAACAACGUACGCGCACAUACACACACAAUGUCGGGCCUCCCAGAGGGCUGGGAGUCCGACUACGACGGGUCCCGAUGGUACUACCGCUAUAAGGCGACGGGCAUGACCCAGUUCCAGUUCCCGCAGCCCGGCGACGAGUUCUCCGAGUAUUUUGGCUCCUUCGCCGGCCCCGUCAGCCUCGCGCCCGAGGAGAGGCUCGAGAGUGACCGCCAGAUCAAGCGCAAGUCCACCACCAACGGCCGCGACAAGAGCCUCGACGCCGCCGCCCGCCAGGCCGCCCGCCAGAGCUCCGCCGCCGCCGCCGCCGCCGACGUCCCCGAGCCCGGCCGUGCGGGCUGGGACAACCUCAUGUACCUCGGUCCGGGCGGCGGCGGCGGCGGCGGCGGCGGCGGUGCUACCAUCGCCGGGACAUCGCCCCUGGUGGCCGCGUCGUCGUUGCUCUCGCCCAACCCCGAGCUGCCCGGCGACAGGGCCCAGGUCUCACCCCUGACCAGCGCCGGCGGGACCCCGCGCGUGUCGCCGCCCAGCGAGGUGGCGGGCGACAGCCGGGUCCCGAGGCCGGAGCCGCCGCCUGCUUCGGCCGACGGGUUCGUCAUGGUGUCACCCCCUGUGCCGAACCUGUCGGCGCCCGGUAUUGUCGCCAACGCACCGCAUCCGCAGCCGGGGCCUGCUCAGCCGGGCUUCGUCCCAGGGCCGGUUGGCGCUCACCCUCAUCCCGGCGUCUUGCCAUCAACCGUUCACCCUAUGGGGAUGGCAGUGUCGGUAGUAGGGUCGGCCGGUUUUCCUGCUGUGGCCAAUUUUGCCCCUGGUGCUCUUGUACCCGGCGCGCAGGGCGUCCCCAUGCCCCUUGGCGGUGCACAUGACCCGCGGAACUUGCCCAUGCUGGACGGCUGGCAGCGGCCGUUUGAGCUGCCGGGCAACGCGACUACGUGGUCGCCGCUAGGGUCACUCGCAGAGCUUGCCAGCGAGUCGACCGGCAAGUGCUACGAGGACGUCUUCCCCACGCCGGUCGAGCUGCCAGGACACGACGCCGGCAGCGCUGCCGCCGCUCAGACCCAGCAGCAGCAGGCACCACCACCGAAUGUCCAGGCCGCUCCGAUGGAGCUCCCAGUAGUGUCUCCCGAGUAUGCGAUAGCCAGCCCUGGGGCUGUGGUGGCGCCACCUAGAGCUGCAGGCCAGCAGCCGCUGACGGGCCUGAGCAGCGGCCAUGUGGAGAAGGGUCGGCAGCAUCCUCAGCCGCAUGCUCAAUCAGUGUCUGCGGCGCCCGGAGAUAACAGCGGCCAUCAACUCCACCAGGGCCCUUCAGCCGCAGCCGUGCAGCCAGGGCCCUCGUUGGCUGGCCAGGUAUUUAUAGCCGGUGGCGUCCCGCCAAGAGUCGAGCUGAACCCUUCGAAGCGACAAUCUGUCGCAGGAAUUCCAAUAAUCCCUCCUGCUGAGGCUGAAAGGCCUAGGCCUGAACAGAACCACCCUUGGUCGCAGCAGCAGCAGCCGCCUCAAAUACCACCCAAACACCAUUUCUCCCAUCCCCAAGGCCCGGCGCACCACCCCGCACCACCGCUGGGCGCCAGCGUGCUCCCGGGUACAAAGGCUCGGCACGAGAGCAUCUCGCAGGAGCCGCACCGGAGCGUCCUACAUACCCAGUCCUUCCCCGGCCAGCCGUUCCCUGCCCCUGGGGAUCAGCUAGAGCCCGGCGCGCUGUCCACGCCUUCGAUCCUCAGACCAGCCAACGGCCGGCCGAUGCAGCCCGGCCCUCGGCAGCCCAGGCCGGACAUGGCCGAGCCGAGACAGUCGUUCCAGAUGCCUCCGAAGCCGUACAUGGUGUUUGCCACAAGUGGCGUCGGACCUGCCGGCGCGGGGUUUCAGCAGGCACCGAUGGUCCCGGCUGGCUUUGUCCAGCAGCAGCAGCAGCAGCGGCAGCAACCGCAACCGCAGUAUGGGGCGCCUUCUGAGACCAUGCGAAUGGUAACGACGGCACCCGUGCUGCUCCCCGCGGAUCCCGCCAUGGCGUCUGCUUCUGACCCCCUCCCUCCGAUCCUCGACGCGCAGAACAAGUACCGAGGGGUUUCACACAUGGCGCCCAGUAUGGGGCUAUCUAUGGCCACGCAUUCUCUACAGCCGGCUCAAGCAGUCGAACUUGAAAACAGCAGGGCCGGAACCCCCGUUUCCAGCGAGAGGCAAGCGCAGGAGCCUGUUGGCCGGGAAGGAGCUCCCGCGGUCAUCCAAGUUCUUCGGACGACAUCGCCGAGCACCGAGGAUUCAUUCGUGAUGGUCACUAAUGUCGUCGCGUCGGAGGACGUGAAGCCGCCAAUAAUGGGUUCUGAAAGUGUACCGACGGCGGGCCCGACAGAGCCAUCAGAUCUUCCCCUAACGACCGCCAAUUUUGCUGUGGUCGACGCCCCAGAGAGUGUACUAGUGCAGCCAGAGCCGCCCGCGCUUACAAACACGGCGGAUUUGCCCAAUCCCGCCGAGCAACCAAGCAGUAGUGAAGACAAGGCCACACUUGAGAAGCACAACGUCAUGCUGGAGAGCGCCGUUAUCGAGACCGCGCCCAUUUCGGCUGCCGCCGAGGCUACGCCUGUAGAGGCAUCUACGGAUGGGGGUUUGGCAGCAGCACAGGAGUUUGCGGUGCCAAGCAUUUUGUCCUCCAACCUCGUAGCCAGUGAGCAGAUUGUGCAGAUUCAGCCGAGCCCGCAGACCCAGAAUCCGGCAACCGCACAACCCGAGGCUGCUGAAAUUGCUCCCCUUACAUUUUCAGUGGUUCAUGCAGGUAAACCUGAACCUCGUGGUGGCGCCUCCACCCCUGCUCCUCAGACACUCGGCAACCAGCCCAACAGCCAGGGGCAGACACCAGAGCCAGGGCAGUUUACUAUUGUUUCUGUGUCUGCGGCCCAACCGGACGCCUCAAUGCAAAUGCAGAGCUCGGAAGAGACUGCUGGGGCAACAGCCCAACAGCACUCAUCACCUGGGCCCAUGGCAUCUGUGGCCAGCCAGCCAAUGCCUCCCCCUGGCCAAGCUGUUCCGUCUGGCAUCCUGCAGCAGCAACCAUGGGGAACACCCUCUGCAACACCGCCCCCUGUCGGCCACAAUUCCCCAGCCCGGCGUUCUAUCAGUUCCGCACAUAGAGCUUCUGUGGCGUCCCAGCAUGGGUAUUUCCCGCAAGGCUCCCCAGGGCCUCAGUAUCCCGGCGGGCCGACGCAGCCUCCGCUGGCUGCUUCCCUGACUUCGCAAAACGGCGUGGCUCCGGGUAUGCCUAGCGAGUGGCAGUUAGGCGCAGGUACUCAGGAGGCCCAGUCGCGAGCUCCUCCGUCGGUGUCCUCACCGCUUGCCAGCCAGAUGCCAAGUUCGCCGCAGCAGCCAUCGCCGGUUUCUCUGGUUGGCGUUCCGGCUGCCACCCCAUCCAUUGCAGCGGCACAGGCCUCAGGGCUUCUCCUGCAGCAGGGACAACAACAGCAGUCGAUGUCGCCUCAGGUUCCUGUACCGCAACAGCAACAGCAGACGCCGCAGCUGCAGGCGGCUCAGUCGGCCAUGGGCAUGCCUGGCGCAGGCCCCACUACCAUGCCUCAACAGCCUCAAUAUGUGCUAUAUAUGCAUAACGGUGUACAGUACGCUGUCUUGUCACAACCGGCUCAGCAGCCACAGACGAUGCAGCCAGCUGCAGUAUUCACGCAACCCCAGCCCGCGCAGAUCCCCACAACGCACUCGCCAGCUCCCUCGGUCGCCGUGCCGUAUACCCAACCCAUCUCCGCCGCCGCUGCGCAAAGUCCAGUACCUGGACCUGCUGCCCCGUACCAGGCGUCGUCGCCCGUGGCGGGCGGCAGCCCACAUACAGUACACUCUCCAGCCUCCCAUUCUGCAACCCCUUCGUUGAGCGGCAUGGGUUCGAUAAGGAGAAAGCCGGCCCAGCCACAGACCCAGGGUGGCAGCCCGCAGCUGCCACAGGGGGGAUCCUUUGCGAACCAGGGGGUCGCACAUAGCCCCCACGCGAGCAUAUCGUCGCAGAGCCCGAAUGUAACCACGACCGCCCCUUCGUCAGGGCACGCAACCGCUCAUGGGAGUCCCAUGGGGACGCCGCACAGCCAGACGGCGCAGACGACGCCCAUGUCCGCAGCGCAGUCGCUCCAGCGCACCGCGUCGCAGCAUGCCAGCCCGGCUCCGGCGACCGCGUCGCCGUCGCAGCUCCCGGGCUCGCCGCCAUGGCAGCAGGGCCUCACGCCGCUGCAGCAGGGGCACCAGCUUCUGCAACAGCGUGCCGUGCAGGCCGCCUACUCGCCCACCGGAGGGGCAGUCCACAUCCCAACGGCGCAGCAGCCCGCAGCCUUGCAGCAGGGGCACCAGCUCCUGCAGCAGCGUGCCCAACAGGCCGUCCAGAUGCAGAAUGCCCAGGGGGUGCCGGCCAUCAGCCAGUUCCAGCCUGUUGCUGGGACUGCUGGUGUUCCGGGCCAACAGUUGCCCGUGGGAGCACAAAGCGGCCAACCGCAGGGCCAGAACAGUCCCCUUGGCCUUCAGCAGCAGCAGCAGUCGCCGCAGGGGUUUAAUGCACAGGCACAGCCGCAGAUAAACGCCCAGCUACAACCAGCACAACAGGCCAUGUUGCAGCAGCAACAGCAACUACUACAGCAGCAGUCUGUGGCUAUGCAAGGCCCGCAGCAGGCUGUGCGUCCACUGCAGCCGGGGCAGCAGGUGAUGCAGCAACGGCCCGGGACAUAUUUGCAACAAGGCCAGAUUCUCCAGCAGCAGCCAAUGGUGUCACAAGGACAGCAGCCCAUGAUGAUGCAGGGGCAGCAACCAAUAAUGGUACAGGGGCAACAGCCGAUGAGAGUCCAGGGACAACAGCCCGUCAUGGUCCAGGGACAGCAAACAACAAUGGCGUACCGCCCCGGGCCCGCGCCCGUCCAGGGACAAGCACAGGGCAGCAGCGGCAGUUCCGGCAAAAGCAAGAGCUGGUUCUCCAGGCUGUUUGAGACACCCACGCCGCCUCAGAACAAAGGCCCAAAGCCUCUCAAGCAACACCCGGCCUUUUCUCAACAGCAGCAGCAGCAGAUGCAAGCGAGGCCUCCGCAGCAACAAGUGCUUCAACAACAGCCGGGGAUGGUGUAUCAACAGCAAAUGCCGCAACAGCAACGGCCUCCACAACAGCUGCAACAGAUGCCCCAGCAACAACAAAUGCUUGGGCAGCAGAGACCUCCGCAGCCGAGUAUGCAGCCGCAACAUAUUCAACAACAGCAGAUGCAACAGCAGAUGCUUCAGCAGCAACUACUACGGCAACAGAUGGCUCAGCAAAACAGACCACCACAGCAGGCACCUCAGCAACAGCAAGCCCAAAGCCAGCAGCCGCAACAACAGCACCCCCUGGGGCAAGCGGUCGAGCAAUUUACAAACGCACUGCAGGCGGUGAACGACCAACAGGGCCAGCAACAACAGCUACUACAAACCUCUCAGGGGCAGGCACAAUAUGCAGCCCAAGGCUUCCAGCAGCAGCAGCAGCAAGCACUAGUCUACCAGUACUUGCAGCAGCAGCAGCAGCAGCAACAGCAGCUACUACAGCAGCAGCAGCUACAGCAGCAGCUACAGCAGAUGCAGCAGGCAACGCCUGUCAGCCCCGUGAGCGCAUCGCAGUCGCCGUUCCAGUCACAACAAGCCGGCCCAUUCCCACCGCAGGACGCCGAAUGGCAACCGCAGGCCGGCGUGUCGGGAAUCCAGAUGAUCGACGUGGCCCAGAUGAAGAAGGCGCUGGAGAGGGCCCUCGGCACUCCGCAGGACGCCGACGCCGGCGGAGACGCCGCGGCUGCUGCUGCUGGCGGCGGCGAUAUCGGCGCGUCUAUGGGCGACGACGGCGCCAUGACGCAGGCCUUGCUCGGCGGCGGCGGCGGCAUCGGCGUCCCCGAGACGCCCAUGGUCGACGCGCAGUACAUGGUCCCGCCGCUCUUCUCGAGCGCCGGCGCCCAGGGUCAGAUCGCGGCCCUGGCCUCGCCCCCGGCGGACGGCCUGGCGGCGGGCGGAGAGGCCGGGGGGCUCGGCGGCGGCGUGGCGUCCGAGGUCGGGGCGGGGUCGGGGGCAACCUCGGACUACUCUGCGCUCCUGGGCGUCCCGGCUGUGGAGGAUGUGAACGCGGACGGGGUGAGUGUCAUUGCCGACUAUGAAGGGUCGGGCUGGGGGGAUAUCGAGUUUUGAUGUUGGGAGAUGGUGACGGAAUAAUUUGAGAGGGUUUCUGGAUACCUAAUAGUUAGGAUAUAGGAAAGGGGAGGGAUAUAUAUAGCUAUAGAAGAAAUGUUGAUUCGGACUACGCAG